CAACCAGCAGCCGCUCCAGCCCUGCCGAAGUUUCACUUUUUGUCUGUGGGUUCGUUCCCGGGCUCGCGCGAGCUUUCCCGGGAUAAAUAGCUUUAGCGAGCAGGGGAGAGCCGGGCGCUGCAAGAUGAGAAGACAAGCUUGGUGAAAUUAGGUUACAUUCCAAGGGACAUGACUGGCUUUCCAACCUGUGCUUGAUCCUCAUCACUCUCUUCGUGCCCACAGGAUGACAAGUGCAAAUCAACACUGUUUUUCAGCCUUCUUCCUUGGAAUUUGAUUUGAAAUUGAAGAGAAUCCUGAUGACUAAUGUGUUGGGAGAGACCUGAAGGAAGCCAGACUAGUGACUUCAUUCUCAGAACUUCUUGGGUGCCCCUUGGCUCCUAGGUGAUCUGCAGAGGACCUCUGGUGGAAACAUCAAGGCUCAAAAACAAAACCAGACAGAAUCCAGUCACCUGAUUCUCAAUCCAGGGCUUUUGUUCAUUGUUCUGCUGGGCAGUCAUCAGAGUGAAGAUAUUAUUCCUCAACUGACACUGGCUUUGCAGUUUGCUGACCUUUGUGUCCACUGACGGUUCCAGGAGUUAGCUGUUUGAGAUUCCAGCGAUGUCUCACCCAUCUUGGCUGCCACCCAAAAGCACUGGUGAGCCCCUUGGCCAUGUGCCUGCACGGAUGGAGACCACCCAUUCCUUUGGGACCCCUAGCAUUUCAGUGUCCACACAACAGCCACCCAAAAAGUUUGCACCCGUAGUUGCUCCAAAGCCCAAGUACAACCCAUACAAGCAGCCUGGAGGUGAAGGUGAUUUUCUUCCACCCCCACCUCCACCUCUAGAUGAUCCCAUUGCUCUUCCAUCUGGCUCUGGAAACUUCCCUCCUCCACCACCCCUUGAUGAAGGUGCUUUCAGGGCACAGGGAAAUCCGGGAGGCAAGACCCUUGAAGAGAGGCGCUCCAGCCUGGAUGCUGAGAUCGACUCCCUGACUAGCAUCUUGGCUGACCUCGAGUGCAGCUCCCCCUACAAGCCUCGGCCCCCACCGGGCUCUACUAGUUCAGCAGCCUCUCCUCCAGUCUCCACCCCUGUCACAGGCCAUAAGAGAAUGGUUAUACCAAACCAACCCCCUCUAACAGCAACCAAAAAGUCUACACUGAAGCCACAGCCUGCACCACAGGCUGGACCCAUCCCUGUGGCUCCAAUUGGGACACUAAAACCCCAGCCUCAGCCAGUCCCAGCCUCCUACACUACAGCAUCCACUCCUUCAAGACCUUCCUUCAAUGUGCAAGUGAAGUCAGCCCAGCCCAGCUCUCAUUAUAUGACUGUCCCUUCAUCAGGACAAUUUUAUGGCCCAGGGCCAGGGCCUCAGGUCUAUAAUACUCAAGCAGUUCCCAUCUCUGGGCAAUGUCCACCUCCUACAACACGGGGAGGCGUGGAUUAUGCAUAUAUUCCACCGCCAGGACUUCAGCCUGAGCCUGGGUAUGGGUAUGCCCCCAACCAAGGACGAUACUAUGAAGCCUAUAGCCCAGCAGGGCCUGGCUAUGGAGGCAAAAAUGAACCGGAUCCUGCCUAUGCUCAACAAGGUCACCCAAAUACCUGGAAGCGGGAACAAGGGUACACUCCUGGAACAGGGAACCAGAACCCUCCUGGGAUGUAUCCAGUGGCUGGUCCCAAGAAGACCUACAUCACAGAUCCUGUUUCAAUGCCCAGUGUACCACCACUGCAGUCAAAGGGUGGACUUCCAGGGUCAAUGGGGCCUCCAGCUGUCCCCACCUCAUUCCGGCCUGAAGAUGAGCUUGAGCAUCUGACCAAGAAGAUGCUGUAUGAUAUGGAAAAUCCACCUGCUGAUGAAUACUUUGGUCGUUGUGCUCGCUGUGGGGAAAACGUAGUUGGGGAAGGGACAGGAUGCACUGCCAUGGAUCAAGUCUUCCAUGUGGAUUGUUUUACUUGCAUUGUCUGCAACAACAAGCUCCGGGGGCAGCCCUUCUACGCCGUGGAGAAGAAAGCCUACUGUGAGCCCUGCUACAUCAAUACCCUGGAACAAUGCAGUGUGUGCUCCAAGCCCAUCAUGGAGCGGAUUCUCCGAGCCACUGGGAAGGCCUAUCAUCCUCACUGCUUUACCUGUGUGAUGUGCCACCGCAGCCUGGAUGGGAUCCCUUUCACCGUGGAUGCUGGCGGCCUCAUCCACUGCAUUGAGGACUUCCACAAGAAAUUUGCCCCCCGAUGUUCUGUGUGCAAGGAGCCUAUCAUGCCAGCUCCGGGCCAGGAGGAGACUGUCCGGAUUGUGGCUCUGGAUCGUGAUUUCCAUGUGCAUUGCUACCGGUGUGAGGAUUGCGGCGGCCUCCUGUCUGAGGGAGACAACCAAGGCUGCUACCCGUUGGACGGACACAUCCUCUGCAAGACCUGCAACUCUGCCCGCAUCAGGGUGCUCACUGCCAAGGCCAGCACUGACCUUUGAGGAUAGCCACCAGCCCAAUGAGCCACGGGGCUGGUAGAGCAGAGAAGAGUGAAACACAAGGAACAGAUAAGAAAAGAAAUAGGAGAGGAAAGGCAAUCAAGCUAUGGGAUGGUCUCUGUUCUUCAUAUGUUAUUAACCUUUCUUUAGAAACACAUAAAUGAUGAGAUUUUUUUUUAAGUUCUCACCAGAUACACAUUUCACAUUUCAUCAUGUAGGACCCCUGAUGGGCCUUUGUUCCCAAGGACUUCCACAUUUUUCACAGAGUAUGCUCCAUCCCAUUCACUUCUGCAUUCCUGUAACUUUUAAUCCCUGUUUGUCUCCCUUUUCAUAUGGUUGAAUGGCUGUUUUUAGCGUGGUAUUUGCUGUCACACGGUUUUGCCUGGGUCAGUCUGCCAACUCACAGGUGCUUUUAGGCUGGAAGCCUCCAUCUGAUCACUUUCAAACUGCCUGUAAUCCUAAAGAAUAGCCAUUCUUUUUCUGUGUAUUGAAAAGUAUAUUUUUCUGUUGUUCUAAACCAGUCAUGUCCCUUUGAGGUAAAAUACAGUUUAUCUGUUAGGCUAUAAAGAAUAUAAGCUGUAAAUUACAUAGGUUUAAACAAGCCCAAAUUUAAUUUACAACCAUCCAAAUUCAAAACCUAAAGUGACCAGUGGUUGGGGCUCAUUCAAAAAUAGAUAUUGGUGAGAGAGAUCUUAAGGUCAAUCUUUUUCUAAAGAAAUUACAGGUGGGAUAAGCUGGAAAAAGCAUUUCGGCAGUGUUUGAAAAGCCCAUUAUAUUAUCUUAAGAAAUUGCUUUUCCAUACUGCCUGGACAUCAAAAAUACAGACAAACAUAGAUUUCUCUAAAACAUAGCAUUUCCAGUACUGCCCACUUUUCAGCUCACAAGUAUUGCCAUAUUUUUUCUAUUAUCUGAACACAACUACCAAAUUUGAGUUCUUUUCUAGAAGAAAACAGUUAUAAAGAACAGUUGAAAUUCCUUUUUUUCUCCAGGUCCUGGUCCUUCUUGCCUAACAAUUGCAAAUCAGGGCACUCGAAAUAAAUUGUGUAGUUUUGUUAGUUUACUCUAAAAAGACAGGAAAGCUUGAAAAGAUUGUGAAACCACAGUUCCACUAUUCUCAUAAUCCUUCUGCAACUCAAAUUAUGUAUUGCAGGAGACAUUUUCAUAUCAUCGAUGUGACAUUUACACCACAUUUUCAAAGACAAUCACUGAAAAAAAUUGCCUUUCUGAGCUAAAAAUAUGCAGAGUCUCUGCCUGGAAUCUUUGUUCAAAUGCUUACUGGGCAUUGAAACGCUUUCUUGCCAACUGCAGAGCCACACUUCUGUUAGCUUCUCACAUGUUUCUUUUAAGGAAAGACACCUAUCUUAGUAACGGCAGGUUGCUGCCUUGUGAACUAAUUUGGAUUGAGAUUUCUUAAAACUUUUCUUCACAUCUUCCACAGUAUAUACUUUUAAAUUAUGAAGUAUUUUAAGUGUACACAAAAGUAUAAAUAAUAAUAUAAUGAAACCCUGAUACAUAACACCCAGUUUAAGAAAUCAAAUAUAAUACAUAUAGUUACAUUCCCGUUCACCCUUCCCUAAUUCCCCAAAUAUCUUUUGCAUGAUUAAUAAGUGAUGAAGUCUGUUUUCUAGACUGACUUUUUAUUUUAAUUUUUAAUUUUAACACUCAGAAAUGAAAAAUGAUUUGUGCAUGUUUUGAAUUGCGAACCAUGCCUCAGGAAUUCCAGUUGAAUUAAUUUUAUUUUAAUAGAAUUAAUUGUAAAAAUAGUUCAAUUUUUUUUUUUUCAAUAAGAAAUUCUUAAGCCUAUAAUCACUGUAGUUCACCUAAUUUAAUUUGUGACUCAUUUGCUUUGAUCACCAGUUUUAUUUUAGAACCACCGAGGUUAUAGCUUUGGCCACUGUCCUUUCCUUACCUUGCUACUCUUAUCCUUGAUGUUGUAUUUUUCAUAAUGUGAAAUACAGUGGGAUUCAUGCUGGGCAGCAUGUGAAUUUUGGGGUACAGUGGCAACUGUGUCUCUGGCUUUCUGUCUUCCAAAUUAAAGGCCAGACCACGCUGGAGACCUCAAAGAGCACUGACUAGCAGACAUUUGGAGUGAUAAUAUAAUCUCCUUGAAUUGCUUCAGUAACUUGUUUUUUAUGAAAUCCUUGGGGAAAAUUGUCUUUAGGCCGAAAGCCCAAUUUAGUGAGAGAUGGAUUUUAUCCCUUGAAUUGCAGUCAUAUUAUUAUAAAUUUUGCCAAAAGAGGAAGAAUUUAUGAAAUAUUUAUGCUAUAAAAAUGCAAUAACAUUCUACUUGUUUGUUACAUUUAAGUCCUUAUGUAACUGAAUGUUUACAUGCCAAAAAAAAAGUUAUGGGAAAAUCCUGUCACAGACCCAUCCCUGUGGCACUGCCAGAAAACUGCUUGCUCACAAUCUUUAUAGUGCAUUUUUAUCACAUAACCUCAGAGUAUCUUUACCAAAGAUUUUUAAAGUAAAUCUUUUAAAUAUAGACUUCUUAUACUUUUAUAAUAAUGAAUUGCACACAUACAUUAUUUAGAAAUAUUUAGAUUUAGAUUUUUUUUUCUUUCACAAGGUAUGUUAAGGAAAGGAUCCUACAAUAGUUUAUUCCAGGAUUUCUUAAAUAUAUGACUUAUAUUGCUUUCUUGUCUUUUCUAUUAAUCAUGUGAUUUAAGCAAUGCCAAAUCACUCUUUACUGUUUUAGGUACAUGAAAUUUUGCCUAUAACAGAGAUAGAAUGAUCAUAUUACCUUAACAAUUGUAGUUCUACUGUCUUUUGAUAUAUCUACUUGAUUAUUGUCAUUUAUCAUUAAGUUCAUAAAUAAUAGGAAAAAAUCAUACAGUCUAUAAGAGAAAGUUUGUAAAAAUGCACUUGUUCUAAAAAGUUGUCAAAAUCACAAAUCCUUAGUAUUUCUGUGUAACACGAGACACAUGGAAAUGGGAGAAAAAACCUACUGUGUCAUGGGCUUUGUAGACAAUUUCAAAAUUAGAUUUCUUCAUUGUCUCGAUCCCCAGUUCACACUGACUCAUUGUGGAGUCUCAUUUGCAAACAAAAUUUUGUUUAAAGUUAAGAAUAAGUAAUGUGUCCCAGCAGAAGGCAUCAAGGCUUUGAGAUGCUGGACAUAACUGAGGCUCAAAGAUGUGGGUUCUUUUUCCUGUCACUAACAAAUUGUUUCCAUAGGAGUUACUUCUAUGAUCAAAAUUACUUUGUGCUGAUGAAUGCAGUAGAGAUAUCAACACUGUAAUUGUUUUCUCACUAUGAAAGAUUCUGCAAAGAUGUAUUUGGUGAUGUUUAAAGCAUACAAAGCCCUAAAUUCAUUUAAACAAGUAUUUUCAUUUGAGUCCAGAGGGGAAAAAGAGAGCACUUUACCAAAAAGGCUAUCGUAGAGGGCCUAUGGAAUACAAAUAAGACUCUGAAAAAAUACAACUUCCAACAGUUUUCCUAGUUAGUAAAAAUCCUAUUAAUGUGAACCAGCCAGGAAUAACAGUGUUAUUUCUAUUUGAUAUGGUUUGGGUUUUUCUUGUCAAAUCUGUGUCGGCUGCCCCCUGAUCCCUCCAUUAUCAAGUUUUGAAGGGUGUUGGGGAAAUUCUGGCAGCUGGUAGGGAGAUCAGGGAAACACUGAUGUGACCUCACAGGCUCUCACCAUUCCUCUUGGCUUGAAAAGGCUUUUUUUCGAUAUACAUUUCUAGAAAUAUUGCUGUUCUACCUUAGUAUUUCACAUUUGUAGUUUAAACAAAUGAUUGUCCAUCUGUUGCCUAGAGCUACAGUACAUGUGUGUUAUGAAUGAAAUAUGACAGCAUGUUCCAUACUCUGCUUUCACCAUCUGUAGGAAACCAGUAGGCUGAAAAAGAUAUACCUCUACAAAAUGUGCCUCCAGUCCCUUUCAUAUGAUCAUUCUUUUGGUGCACUCGUAGGAGACAAUCAGAGAGCAACAUGUAUUUGUGCCUUACUUUUAAAGAAUCUUUACACUACUAUGAAUAUGCCACUGAAGAGUCUAUAACAAAAAUAGCAAUUACCAAAUAUCCAAGAUUUACUCACCAAAGAGUCAAACAAAAUCUAGAGAAGUCUGAACCCUUUAUCUUCAUGUAUUUCUAAUAGUGUUUCUUUUCUCAUUGCCUCUUGGAAGUACUUUAUGGAUUCCUAAAUUAGGAAGACACUCUUGGGGCCAGAAGGUGAUGUCCUGGGUGUUGUUAGUGGUUAUGUUUGGUCUUACUCUGGGUUUAGUCAGACAGUGAAGAUAGAAACUUCAACUUUAGCCUUUGCCACCCACUCACAUGUCUACUGGUUUGUCUUGUUUUGGCUAAUUUAAUAGUGGAUAGAACAAGUUGAUAAUCUAGGUCUGAGUCGCUAUUGUGUGCAACCAUGAAGCUUUCAGGUCAAGUUAUUUACUUGACAGAUUAUUAGAAUGAUACUUUUCUUAUGAGGCUGCUGUUUGGUUAGUGUAUUAUUUCAAACUUUUAAGAAAUGAUCACAUCAAAACUCCACAACUUGGUGAGAAUUCUUCCUCUCUGCCCCUUCUUUUCUCCUUCCUUCUUCCCUUCUUUCUUACUUUUUUUUUUUUCCUCCCUUCCAUUCUACCUCGUAAUGCUAUCCUGCUUGGACUUUUCAUAAAUAAAUUAAAUGAAUGUAUUAUGAUCCUUAUGGAAUUAUGACCAUAUUAAAGGAAGAAGCCUACUGCAAAAUAGAGUAGCAUACGUGAACCCUUCCUUUAAAGGGACAUAUCUUCUAGAUUGUGUUUAUUCAAAAAGUGAGAUAAGAUAAUAGCGUCUUUCAGUUUAUUUUAAUGAGUUUUCAUCAGGGACUCACAUCAUAGAGUUCUGGGCAAAUUCAUUUAUGACUGCCCUGCUUUUCUUAGCUAUAUGCACAGUAAUCUUUCUUAGAUAAGGUUAAGUUUUAUUAUUUAAUUUUUUUAGUCCAAAGCAUUUUGGUCAGCAAAAUAAUCAUAUUUUUAGGUGUAGCAUGUUAUUUUAUUGCAAUGAAACUUGAUAAUUGUCCUUAUGGCAACAAAAAAUUAUACUUCUAGAAUUUGUACACAUAUCAGCAUUUUGCCCAUAACAAUAAUAUUAAAUCUAAGAGUUGAAAUACAGUAUUUUACAGUGGGUAGGGCAGCACCAGAGAUUUUUCUGGAGCACAGAUUACAGGCCUGUAGUCUGUUUAUAAAAAGCAACCUGAGAAGCACAAGUUUAGGGCUCUCAGUAUAAAUCAUUUUAUUAAAAUUUGGCUCUGAGGUUCCUUAGAACUCUGGCUAAUAGUGAUAAAAAUAAGCUUUCUGUGUCCAUUUUUAUUAGUGUGUUUGGAAAAAGCUUAUAAUUCUAGGAAUAUAUUUCCAUUUUUUGGUUUCUAUCCUCACUUCAAUUUUCUGUAAGAUUUCACAGGGUUGACAUUGAUUUUCUUUUUGUGGAAGGUCACCUUCAAGGAAAGUAAAAUAUACUUAAAACAUACUUACUGCAGUUCAUAAAUGAAUUUCCCAAGACUUAAUGAUGGUCUCAGUGAGGAUGUUAUUUUGAUAUGUGGGCAGAGGUUUUUGUUUUUUUGUUUUUAACCUAUAUUCAAGAAGAGGGGUUCAGGAGGGGAAGGAGGGAUUUGAGAGAAGGGACAGUCUCCAGUAACAUUAUCCAAGACAGUUCUCAUAGAGUAUAACUCAGAGGAUUUUCAUAGGGCUUUUAGGGAUCAACCAUUGUGGUUGUUUAAAUAAGUAGAUUAUUUAUAUUUCCAAGUUUAUGAGGUAUUUGAAAAUCACUGUUAUAACAAUGUGUUUUCUAUGUCAGGAGAGAAUAAGGUGAGAGCUGCUCCUAGGCGCCAUGCCGUGGCCCUGCCUCCCCAGAACCUGUAUGAUACGUAUCCUGUCAUCCCCUCUGAGAGACGGGCAUAGCCCCUGUAGUCCUGCAGGUGUGAUAUGUAUUCUCACGCAUUCUUAGGCACAUUGUGCUAUGCCCUGGGAAGCUUUGAAGGUCAGAGGUCUCGAUGUUCACACAUUUGACAGUUGGUCCCUUUCCAGUGUACUUACCUGGUAAACACAUAAAUAGGAGUUUGGGGGUUUGUGAUUCUCUUGUUUGAAGUCAUCACUCUCUUUAAUAUCUGGCCUAAACAACUAUACUAGAAUUGGUUUGUACUGGUUUUCUCAUUUUUAGUUGCAAACAGAGAAAACUAACUUUAUCUUACUCACAUUAAAAAAUAUAUAAAUAAAGUGGAAUAUUUUUCCUUAGAGGACACUUAUUUCUCUAUUACUUCCCUGGCCUUUGUGCAAAAAGGUGUAGACCCUAUUGCAGUUAUCCGACAUGCUUGGGACUUAUAUUGGGGACAGUUGUGUGAAGAUGCAUUUUCAUUAAACUCAUUUCCCCCUUGUAGUUACAAAAACAUUACUAAAAUCUUCAUUCUUUAUUUCUGAUUGCCAUGCAAUUUACAGCAGUCUCUAACCACACUAACAAAUAUCUCGAUUUCCAUCCUUCAUUAGAAACAAAAAUUAGUAUUCUACCAGUAGAAAUUAUAGAGUCAAGAGAGGAGGAAACCCUACAGCUAAUUCCUUUGUGAUAUUUUAACAUGCCUCCAUUAUCCUUUUCUUACUGUAUGUCUUCAUUAAGUUUUCUACAAUGGAGUCCACAAUGGGCAAGAACUCCACCAUCAUCUAUUCCACUUGGUGUUAAAAUUUCCUUACAGAUUCAUUGAUAAGUAAUAAUCCAGACUCUGUUAAACAUCACCUGCACCAAGGAGCUUUUUUUUUUUUUAUGAAGGUAUCAUUGAUAUACACAUUUAUAAAGGUUUCACAUGAGCAACAUUGUGGUUGCUACAUUCACCCAUAUUAUCAAGUCCCCCCCAGACUCCAUUGCAGUCACUGUCCAUCAGCGUAGUAAGAUGCCGGAGUCACUACUUGUCUUCUCUGUGCUACACUGUCUUCCCCAUGACCCACACACACACCACAUGUGUCAAUCAUAAUGCCCCUCAAUCCCCUUCAAGAAGCUUAUUAUUCUUAAGGUUUUCCAUUCCUGCCAUCACUCUUUGUUCCAAGCUCGCCUUGACUUUGAAAUAGAACCAGCCUUUGGGGUAUAUGUUCCUGGUGCCACACAAAAUUAAUCUUUAGUACCUAACAAAAUGUUGCUUCCUUCCUCCAUUUUCUAUCCAAAUAUAUUUGUUUAGUUUUUGGCAACACAUUACUUUAACUUUUUUUAAUUUUUUAGCUGAAGUUUCUAAAAACCUCUAAACAUUCUUAAAAAUAGUUUGAAGGAUUUCUGAGGGCCAGGUUUUAGAGUUGAUCUUUUGUUGCGGUUGGUUUUACUUUCUUAUUCAAAAGACGAGCUAUUCUGAUAGUUGUUAUAUAGCUUUAUGCUUUCCCCCCCGUAACUAACCCAGGAACAGUAUCCUCCAGUUAACUGGCCUGCAGAUAAUGUUGGGAAAUGUCAGUGUAUGAUCAUCACUUCUAACAAGGAAAAUAUCAAAAGCAAAAGAUAGUGGUUCUGUUGAAACUCUUUACUUCUGGCCAGAUCUUCUAUACAAAAGGAAAUCAUUCUUGGGGGAAGGGGUUAUAUUAUGUUAUGGUUUUAUGUAGAAAUGUAUAGGUUCUUCCAUUAGUGCCUUGGGUCACUCUUUAAUUUCAGUAGUAUUCCUUGGUCUUUGGGAAGCCAAGCCUCACGGCUUCCUGCUCUCUAGUUGGCAUCAGAGGGCCCUAUCAGCAGAACCUGUCAUCAGUCCCCUGGGCGGGACCUGGGGCUGGCUUUCUAAGCUCUAAAAUAAUCAUUCCUAAGAGAGCUUACAAACUGCUUUCACACAUAAAACAGCCCUGGGAGGGAGGUUAUUAAUAGCCCUAUCCUAGAAGAGAAAGCUGAGGCUCAGAAUUGUUAAGUGACUUGCCAAAAGUGAUACAAUAACUAAGUAGCAGAUUCGGGGAUGUACCCCAUCUGGUAAGUCCACUGCCCUCUCCACUGGCCACUCUAAGGGCACAGAAUACCUCAGAGUACAAUGCAUGCAUCUUUCAGACUUCUCACAGAGAGUAAAGAUCCCCGUGUUCAAAAGUAUCCAGAGAAAGUCACAUAGACCAUUAAUUUAGCUAUCAGGUGGCAAGCCCCCAUGCAGAUUGUGUUUGCUGUCAUCUAGAGCUUGCAGCACAUUCUAUGUCAUCUAGAUAGUCUUGUGUGAUCGGCACUGGGAUAAGGUCCAUGGGGUAAAUCCACACUAAGAACAAACAACUGUGGCUCUGAAGCUCAUUGCAGCAAAUUUCUCUUUAGACAGCUGGUUUAUUCUACAUUAACUGGAAAACUCUCUGGAAUUGUGAGGGUCAGAAUAUCAACCAAAAUCAAAUCGUUUAGAAUUCAGAGGAGCACAGAGGUGACUUGACCCUUAAGAUAAGGCUCUCUCCUGUGGUCUGUGAUGUAUGCCCCACAGACACAGAAACUACUGAGGGUAAACAAUGCAUAUUAUUCUCUCUCUCUUCCUCAGUUGGGAUUUUUGAAGCCCACCAAGUGUAUGUGACUGCAUCAAGCAUUUCCAAAUUGCCCAGCCAACCCAUGACCUUGAAAUGUGAACAAAUGCCACGGGACUGAAUGCAGUUCUGAACUUGGCCAUUGCCCCUGGAUAGACUGAGCUUCCUGGACUGUGGUAGGUUUGUGAUUCGUGUAUGAGUAUCACAGGGAGUUAGCACUGUGUUGUUUCCAGGAUACUAGGAAGCCUCCACGAAUAUUCUCAAAGCUGCUGCAUAUGGCAGUUCAGCGUGUUUCAGGCCACUGCCCCUCCUGAGCUGCGUCCUUCAGGAAGCUGUGCCUUGUGAUGUAUGCUCCUGGGUGUUGUUUCCUCCCAUUUCCUAUUAGAGUUGUUUAGCUUUACAUUAAAAUCUUAGGACUGAUUGAAAAAUAUUCUUUCUUCAUCUGAGUGAAAUCUACUGUAGGAAACCUUUAAAAUGAUCUCAUCUAAUAAGGUUUCCAGGUAUUUUCUCUCCCUAGAGUCUACCAUCCAUCAAGCCAGUCUCACCACCCAUCUUCAUAUUCCCUAAGAGUUCUAAGAGGCAAGUUAAGUAACAAAUAGCUUCUCACCCCUUUCCAGUCUUCACAUCUGGGAGAUACAGGAGGUGCCAGUGGGGCCAGCAGAGCAGUAACUAGGGCUGAGAUGGCAACGUCUGCAACUGGAAGGGUGCCUCAUCCCCUCGUGACGUUUGAUAAACAUCAUCGCUGAUGGAGCGCCAAGUAACUCUUGUAGAACAGAGGGAGUACUCGCACCCAGGAGAGGUUAGUAGAUCCAGCAUUUUAAGAAAUGUUCAGAAUUAUCUAGGUGAGUGUGCCUGAGUAGAGACUCACUUGGCUAGAACCUGUGACAUCUUAUUAGAGGGAAUGAAAGGACAGUGAGGCAGUGAGUACAAAAAGCAGCCCUUUAAGAUAAUAAUAGGAGCCACAAACCCUGAUUUAUCUCUACAUGAUGUAAAGAAAAAUAUUAAUCAAUAAAAAUCUUUCUUCCUCUAGGCUGCACAAGAGAGUCCUCCGUAUUUUUAGGGAAAAUACAAUUGUGUUGUCUUUACACACCUUUGAUGUGCAUGCACACAGGCACACACAGACAUCCUCCAGGAAAGCUGAUCCUUCAAAAAAGAACUCCUAUUUUAAAACACGGGUUUUUCAGGCCAGGAAAUUAAUGAUUCCCUAGGCAUGACCCAUUUUUGUGGCUGCCAGAAAAGAAAAAGCUAUUUAAAUUUUGUAUGGAUCCAUUUAUCUCUAAAAUAUGCCAAAAUAAUUUGAGGUGGGGUAGAGAAUAAGGUAUUUAUCUCUUCUGCUUAUUUCUCUCUGUAUUUCUAUCUGUGGGGAAAAGGUGAAGAACUAUUCUGGGCCAUUAUUUAUUGCUGCGUUGUGUUGCCACUCUGUAUGGUGCCUACCUUGCUUCAUGCUGAGGCAGAGGAAUAACAGUUGCCCCUUCGAAUCCAUUUCCUCCGUCACAAAGGAGAAAGGAUUAAGCCUGAGCAUCUUUCCUCACAAAAUUAUUAAACUCCAUUUAUGAACUAGUUUAGAAAAUGUGAAAUGGGAAGUACUAGCUUUUCUCAAUACAUGUCUCCUUUCUUUCUUUCUUGGGAGAGUUAGGUAUAAAAAGAAAAAAAUUCAGUUCUUUCUCAUCUCUUUUCUUUUGGUGACAGUUGAUGAUCACUUAAUACUUAUAAAGGAGAAGCAGGAGACUAGCUUAGCAAGGUUAUGAUCUAUCUGCCAAUGUGUUUCAUACCUUAAAACACAGACUUUAAGAGGAAAAGGGAUUUUUAUCAUUAAAUGCCACCAGUAGGAAUGGCCUCCAUUUUAAGGCAAGUUGAUAUUGAGGCAAUGUUUUCAUUUUACUAACCCAUAUGUCUUCUGCUUAGUUUUUAUAUUAAUGUUAGGUACAUCAGUUCAUCAGGAUGAAAUUGCCAUCAGGAUGAAAAGUGCCUUUAACUCCCUCACUAGGUAGCAAAUUGAGCUGGUAUAGAAGGUGCCGGCCUUCUACCUCAACUGAAAUAUCUGAACUGAGGUGUACCCUUUAUGAAAGAGAUUUAGGAUCCUGGAAACUAAAUUUUGUCACCAACAGUUUAUACUGAAGUAGUUGCAAAAUCAGUUUUAAGUGAUUCCUUUUACUGCCCAUUUAUUCUCUUGGGAAAGCUGAUGAGCAAAUUAUCCAAGAAUUAUUUCCUUAUUAAACUAAGUCAGAAUAUUUCCCCCCGAAAAAUCUGAUUAUGCCCUCAUUCUUUUUAAGAAACAUAUUAAAGAGCAAAUAGAAUCACAGAUGACACUGGAUUAUGAUUCUUUGCUAUGAAUAAAAUUAUGUGAUUUCAUGUGCCUUAAGUGAAAAUUUAAACUUAGAUGCAAAAUUUUCACAGUUGCUUGUAGGAUUAAACUCUUAUGAUACUAUCUAUGCAAUGAAUUACUUUGUUUUUUGUUUUGUCUUUUAAGAUUCACAUUCAUCAUUAGUUUAACAGAUUUGGGGCUCUCUCUCCCCUGGGAAUGUGUGCAAUUACGAUACUCUCCAAGAAAGGAAGGGAAAGAACUUUGCAGCACCAAUCUGCGCCACGGAGUAGAUGUGCCAUGAAGUCACAGAGCCUGAGGAUAGUAAUUUUCUCUGAGCUGCACACACAAGCUUUUAUUUCAUUGCUUUGUCGCAGGCUUUUCUCCUUCUGUGCCAUCACCUUUGAGAAAAACGAUUGCACCUUCUCCAAGUCUGCCUUUUUAACAGCUACAGUUGAGUUGGCAAGACUUCCCCAGCUCUGAAUAUAGCCAUUUGCCGACUCCGGCCUCUUUGCGAGACUGACUCAAAUCUGUGAUCUUCUGUUCAGCAUACACAUCAGCAAAGUGAGAAGAUGAGCACUAAAUAUAGGCUCUAUUAACUUUACUUUUAGAUUUACUGCCUUCAAAAAGUGCCUAUUCUGAGAAACAUAAACGUUAUUGCUACAUAUGUAUGUACACACGGUACCCAGCGUCAUACUGUGCAGCCUUCAAAAACACACCAUCUAAGGGAGUAGGUGCUAAGAUAAGGAAACCUUGCCAAAGGAAAGAAAGUCACUCAUUUCCAAUAUCCCCUAGGGAGUGGCACUGUGAAAAGGGCUGCAAACACAUUCCCUGAGCAUUCCUUGCUGAUACAGCCACUUUAUAUUUAUAUCCUAGAGGAUGGUGGCAUAUUGCUGAGGUUUCCUGUAUUCUGCUUUAAGGGAUAUACAAUUUAUGGAAUUGGAACAUUUAGCCAGGAAAAAAAAUUGUUAAAGAGAAUUAAUAGAGCCAGAGUCUGUAUUAGGAUAUGUGUCAUAUGCAUGUUUUAUAAACUAAGCACUGGUGGCUUUAGAAUGUCAGCACAUCUCUUCUCCUUUUACCUCUCAGGCCACAUCAGUGAAAACGAAAGAAAAGUCUUGGCUGUGAGGACUGUAGGCUCAGGGUGCUAAAUGCCUUGCCAGAUCUUUAGAUAAUCUUGACUUUGACUCCUAAAAAUUAUAGCAUAUGCUGUUUAAUGGGUUUUGUUUCCAUAGUUCUGUCACUGAUAUUACAACUAUAGAUAUUGUUGCUAGAGCUGGAGCACAGUCUGGAAUAAUGAAUUCUUGCCCUGGUGUGGCAAGAAGAGAGGGCCCAGGUAAAUAGGACAAAAUAGAUGGUGCGUGAUUUUCAGAAACGGGUUGAAGGGAGGACAUGCUUCCAAAAAAGAUCCUUCUCAAUGUGUCGUCUGACUCAACCAGCUGGCAAAUUACACUUGCCAAGUCGCUCUCCUCCCUUCUAAGUCAGUUGGCUCCAUGUUCACUUGAAUAUGCCUUUCCUUUGGGAAUGCAAGAUACCUCCAAAGAAGCUCUUGGCCACAAAGUUGAAUUCUACUCCACUCGGUUUUACCAAAUGCAAGUAAAGAGGGCCCAACUGUGGAAGAUGGUUUUCAUGCUAUUGCAGUCAGCCACCCAUUCUGCUUUCCUUAUAAGGAGCCCCACUACAUAAACUGGGGAUGAGGUUGGAACAGGCUACUGUUUCAUAACUUCAAGAGCAUGGACGCCUGCUUUAGUUGUCCACAUUUUAUGAGACCAAUUGGCUCCUUGAAGAGUGAUGCUGUUUGCUAACAAUGUAGUCUUGCUGUUGAUGUUCUUUCUCUGUUUACCUUAUCCAAUUUCAACACCAGUCACUUUCUGGGUUUUAGAGAAUCUGAUUUUAAUGCUAGAUAAGAGUUGAAGAGUCUCUGUGAGGUGUCAGAAGGGACAUUAGGACACAGAGGUUCUCCUCCUUAGAAACACGAGGGACUGGGAAAGAGGCAACAUGCCUUUGCUCCAGGUUUCCAUGUGAUGAUCUUGUCUGAGAGAGGGUUUUGUGUAAACACUAAGUGAUAUUUACAAGUAGGUAGAUUAAGGAGAGUAGAGAGACGAGAGAAGCCAGGUUGUCCCUAUGCUAAAUAUGUCUACUUAGAGCAAUAGCUUCCCACUAACUUAGUGUACUCAUAGCCUCAUCAUGAUCAGCUGCUAGUCAGAAUAACAUUUCCUGACUUGGGGAAAGCCACACAAACACCAUAUAGGGAAUAUGCCUUUUAUCACAUGUGUGAUACUGACAUAGCCAUGGUAUUCCUAAAAUAUGUUUUUCUUCGUUAAUUUUAUUCUUAGAAAAUUGCAUUUCUCCACUACAUCAUGAACCAUCACUGACUUAUCCAAAACAACCCACAUGGUUCUUUAGGAAAAUAAGAGAAUAAAACCUGUUAUAAGCAAGUGAUUUGGGUAAUUUUGUAAUGAUAUAUUAUCCAACUAUUUUAAAUCAUUUUUCUAUUUACCUUCUAUCAGUUUUUCCUACCAAUUAUGUUUUUCCAAUGCUCUGUAAGAAUAAAUAUAAAAAUCACAUUGCUUUUUUUCUGUAAAAGAACCACAAUUAUUUUAUUAUAAUUAGAAAUCCAAUAAACUUCUUAUUACAUUUA
Manis pentadactyla (Chinese pangolin) is the source of this 15780-nucleotide messenger RNA. RefSeq names its product LIM domain containing preferred translocation partner in lipoma (gene LPP). Bases 598 to 2439 code for a protein of 613 amino acids. The transcript is spliced from 14 exons. Lineage: Eukaryota; Metazoa; Chordata; Mammalia; Pholidota; Manidae. Gene Ontology annotation, biological process: cell-cell adhesion. The record is from RefSeq and is a predicted model, not a curated record. Gene Ontology annotation, cellular component: focal adhesion; stress fiber.